Messenger RNA from Nicotiana tabacum (common tobacco), 774 nucleotides. Its product is annotated as ribonuclease 3-like protein 1. Lineage: Eukaryota; Viridiplantae; Streptophyta; Magnoliopsida; Solanales; Solanaceae. The record is from RefSeq and is a predicted model, not a curated record.
AAGUGCUUUUGGCAAAAAAAAGAAAAAACACUUUUGGCCAAAAAUAAGCUUGCAAACAGGCUAUAAAACAUCUUAACCAAACUCUUCCUCCUCCAUACGCCACCGCUAAUACUGUCAUCAGCCCUCAAUACAAUUAUAACUCUAUAUUUGUGUUGCAUAUUGAACUGGUAGUAAUUGAUGAAUUGGAGUUUAUCAAAAGAUUUGGAUUGGAUGUUUCUGGAACAUGACGGAAUAUGAGAAAGCUCAAAGAGUUCUUCAGCGGCUUCGAGGAGGAUACACAACGGAUAUGGUAGAAAAGAAAGUCGCUAAGAGAGGAGAAGAUGAUUCAGACUCUGCUUUUCCAGUUGUCCGUAGCAGUGAAACAGUACCCGACCCGAAUAUGUUUCGCCCGCUUCGCUUUGAUGGGGCUGCCAUGGAUGGGAACUCCAAAGGCAAAGGUCAGGGCUCAGCAAAAUCACAUUUGUACGAGAUUUGUGCAGUAAAUCAUUGGAAAGCGCCAUUAUUUGAAUGUUGCAACGAGGAAGGUCCAGAUCACCUGAAGUUGUUCACUUUCAAGGUAUAUGUGGAAAUAAGAGGACCACGUACAACAACUAUAGAGUGUAUGGGAAAUCCACAUUCAAAGAAGAAAGCAGCAGCAGAAAAUGCAGCUGAAGGAGCGUUGUGGUUUCUAAACAAAGCUGGUUAUAGGUUGAAGAAGUACUAAAUUAACUUCGUUUUUUUAAAGGGUUAGUGAAUUGUGAUUCCAGUAAACAGAAUGUAAACUUAAUAAUAAAA